Pocillopora verrucosa is the source of this 3221-nucleotide messenger RNA. Its product is annotated as SET and MYND domain-containing protein 4. The record is from RefSeq and is a predicted model, not a curated record. Gene Ontology annotation, cellular component: cytoplasm; nucleus. Gene Ontology annotation, molecular function: histone deacetylase binding. NCBI's taxonomy places the organism in Eukaryota, Metazoa, Cnidaria, Anthozoa, Scleractinia, Pocilloporidae.
UGAUUUACUGUCAAUUGGAGGAAAUAUAUAAACCAAUUAUGUAUCCGUGUCAGUCUUUUACUUCGCGUCUUUGAUCAAAUAGAGACAGUGACAAAGCCAUUUAUUCUAACAUUCAUCUGUGAAGAAGCUUUACCAUUCAUCUCAUUCUCAGACGAGAACACAGUAAAGGAGAACUAACCAGUUAAAGCCUCAAUGGCCCUUCAUUUGAAAGAUGAGUGGGAGAAUUUUGUGGUGGAACAGCUUCGAGGACCGUACAUGAAAGAGUUUGGUAAUCUGAAGACGGACGGCGAGCGCUACAAGUUUUGCAAGUAUAUUUUACGGAAUAACACAGUAGCCCAAGAAAUCAUAAGUCAAAUACAAAAGCUUCUGAGUACUAGGAGCCAACAGAAAGCCAAGUCAGCAGGGAAUGGCCAGGAAUACUUGCAUGUGGGAGAAGAACAUCUUAGAAGAAGAGAUUUCAAGAAAGCAGUGAUUUGUUUAUCACUGGCUAUCCAGCAAGUCCUUUUGUCCAGGUCUGAUAACCAAACAGCACUCUCUAACCAACAUAACGAUUUAUGUGACUUGGCAUCAUCUGACAGUACCGAAGACACCAGUAGGUCUGAUGGCCAGCCCAACCUUGCUGCUCUCUAUACUCAGAGAGCUGAGGUUCUGUAUCAGGCACAGGAAUAUAAGGCAUGUCUUAAUGAUAUUCAAGAGGUAAUAUCUCUGCAGCAUCCCCAAGCUCUUAGUGGGAAACUUGUUAAUCUUCAGAAAUUUUGUCAAAGAAAGUUAUCAUCCUCUCAACACUUGAUUCAUGGUGAGGAUACUUCACAGAAUAUUCCCACUGUUACCGGAGGACAACACAGCAAAAUAGCCAAUGGAUCCAGUUUGAUUGAAAUCAGUUGCACAGCCAGCCAGGGACGAUUUUUGAAGGCAUCAGAUGACAUCCGUGCUGGAGACACUCUUAUCUCCGAGGCACCAUAUGCUGCAGUUCUCUUACCAGAAAAUGCCCUGACUCAUUGUGAAUGUUGCAUGAAAACAUUGAUAGCGCCCUUUCCAUGCCAUGACUGCUGUGAAGUCCAGUACUGUUCACAAUCAUGUCGUGACAAGGCCUGGUCACAGUACCAUAAAGUGGAAUGUGGCCUUAGUCCACUCCUUAAAAUGAUGGAUACAUUCUUCCAGUUAUCCCUCAGAAUAAUUCUGGUUACAAGAACUGAGAGCAUUCUUGAAUUCUUGAUGGGAUCAAGUGAAAAGACUGAUAGCACAAAUGUUAACAGAUUGUCAGGAUGUGGCCCAGAGGGUGAAUACUUAGGUGAUUAUGGUUCUGUGUUCUCUUUGGUGACUAACACAGAAUCACAGCCGGUAAAGACCCUGAUGUCUCAUGCACUGAACUGUGCAUUACUAUCUGAGUUUCUUCAAGAUGUGCUGAUAAAGAAAGAGGAGUUGCCUUCAAGACCAACAAAUUGUGAUGAUUGUACAAGGAACAGGCUUCGUCAGGCCAAUGAACAACCACAUGGACAAUUUAAACAGAACUACAUUUUUCAAAAUCUUCAAAGUUUGUUUCCCACUGAUACAAGCCCAAGUUCCUUGGGAGGUGAUGUGGUAGGCUGUUUACUUUUCCACCACUCACAGCAAAUGGCUUGCAAUGUCCACGCUAUUACAGCAAUUGUGUCAACAAAUGGGGACAAACCCAGGCAGCAAGUUGUAAGCAGGGAACAGAAGAGAAUAGGGAGUGCUAUUUAUCCAACAGCAUCCUUGUUGAACCAUGCCUGUGAUCCCGAUGUCAUAGUUAGCUUUGUUGAUGGCCAUCUAGUGGUGAGGGCAACCCAUAACAUCUCCAAAGGCUCAGAGAUUUCCCACUGCUAUGGCCCUCAUGUUAGUCGCAUGGGUUAUGAAGAUCGUCAAAAGCUUCUGUACAAACAGUACUUCUUUACUUGCCAGUGUACUGCGUGCAAGAGUGAUGAAGAAAUGGAGAACAAAAGGUUAUGCUUCUCGGCCUUUGCUUGUCCUCAGUGUAAACAUGCCAUGAGGCUUUCCUCGGUGGCCAGUGGGAACAUUGGAACAUGUCAGAACCGAGAGUGUAACUUGGAGAAGAAUAUGCUUGAUGAGUGCAGAUUGGCACGAGAGGCAGAACUACUCUUUGUUAAAGGGGUGCGGUUGUUAGAAAGAGUUGGAGUGAAAGAGGCUCUUGAUGUAUUUCAUGAAUGCUUGAGACGGCGUAAAAUUCUGCUUCACGCUUAUAAUAAGGACUUGGCUGAGACGCACGAUGCUAUUGCAAGGUGUUAUGCCAUGAUUGGAGACUUUAAAAAGGCAUGCUACUACUGUUCCUACAGCUGUGAGGCAGUUGAAAAGGCAUUUGGUUCUUCGAGUGUGGAAUACGCUCACGAGCUUCACAAGCUUUCACAGCUCCUAUUCAAUGACCGGCAGAUCAAGAAAGCACUCUCCACAAUCGACAAGGCCACGAAUCUCCUAACUCGGCAUUACGGUCGGAGUAAUCCAGAUGUGAAGGAACUAAGCGAGAUGAAACGUUGUCUAGUUUCCGUUGGUGGUUAUGCAAGGAACAACAGUUCGUGACUUGGUAGUCACGCAAUAAUGCAACGUGACAGUCGAACUGUAGUUGCUAUGACUAAAAAAAUUGGUAGAGUUUUUGGAAAUGCAUGGGUUUUUCGUCAUCUUUUUUUUAAGCUUUCUUAGAUGACUGUGUGAUUUCUGUGAUCCAAUUGUGUGACUCGUAUUACGUUUAGUGGUUAUGUGGCGAAUCACACAAUCCUUUUGGAUACCAGUUUUCUGUUAAAACAAAAGUAAAAAUAUAUUGAAUGUAAAAUGAUUAACGGUUUGUAUGAAUUACUUUUUGUUAUGAAAACAUCUUUUAUACUAAAAGUUUGGUGUUAAGUUAUAUAAUGCGUUCUCUUCAGUGCAGGAGACAUCGUUACAAAAAAUUUUUUAACUACUUGUUUUGUUUUAAAAACAACAAGUUUAAGUAAGUCUUUAUUAUGCGGAGUAACUCGAAGGAACACUAUUUAAACGUCGAAAAUAGAGAAGUGUAGUUAUUAUAUUCAUUAAUUGCUCCAAGGCAAAUUCUGACAAAAUUUUUCCACCUUUAAGAAAGUCUUAUUCCUGGGUUUGAACAAGUAAAGGCAAUUUUGCAGCGGAUUCUGUUAUUGGGUGUCACUUGUGACGUAUCAGGAGAAUCGACUUCGUUUUGCUCCAAACGAAUUGAUUAAAUAAAAUUUCAAAACUGC